AUGGAUUCUUCACAAUUCCGCGAAGCGGCCAAAGGAGCCAUUGACGAGAUCGCAACCUACUACGACACCCUCGAGGAACGCCCCGUGCUCCCCUCCGUCAAACCAGGCUACCUGCGCCCGCUACUCCCCGCCUCCACCCCCGAAGAAGGCGAAGCAUGGGAGACGAUCCAAGCAGACAUCGACCGCGUCAUCAUGCCAGGUCUAACUCACUGGCAAAGCCCCAAAUUCAUGGCUUUCUUCCCGUGCAACUCGUCCUUCGAAGCCAUGAUAGGCGACAUGUACAGUGGAGCCUUCAACGCCGCAGCCUUCAACUGGAUCUGCUCGCCCGCGAUUACAGAGCUAGAAACCGUUGUCAUGGACUGGAUCGCCAAGCUCAUCGCAUUACCGAACGACUUCCUCAGUGACGGUGAGGGCGGAGGCAUCAUCCAAGGCACCGCCAGUGAAGUCGUACUAACCGCCCUUGUUGCCGCCCGCGAACGCCUCAUCCGCCGUAAACUAGGCGACAUGCCUGAAGGCGAAGAGAGAAUGGACAAGGCAGCCGAUAUCCGGGGUAAGCUCGUGGCGCUGGGCUCCGAACACGCGCAUUCGAGUACGCAGAAAGCGGCUGUUAUCGCAGGAACCAGAUACCGCAGUGUCCCCGCAUCCAAGGAAUCAAACUACAGCGUCACGGCCUCUGCGUUGCGUAAAACCAUCGAAGAGUGCCGUGCGAAAGGGCUGGAACCGUUUUACUUCACCGUCACGAUUGGCAGCACGGGAACGUGCGCUACCGACGACUUGGAAGGCAUUGCGGCGCUUGCGAAAGAGUUUCCUGACCUGUGGAUCCAUGUCGAUGCCGCGUAUGCGGGAUCUGCGCUCGUGUGUCCCGAGUAUCAACACUUGUGCAAGCCGAUUGCGGCGUUUGACUCGUUCAACUUCAAUCUGCACAAGUGGCUGUUGGUCAACUUUGAUUGCUCGGCUUUUUUUGUUAAGAAGAGGAGGGAUUUGAUGGAUACGUAUAGUAUUACGCCUAGUUACCUGCGUAACCCUCACUCCGAACAAGGCCUCGUUACGGACUACAGGGAUUGGCAGAUCCCGCUCGGUCGGAGGUUUAGGAGCUUGAAGGUUUGGUUUGUGUUGAGGAGUUAUGGGGUUAAUGGUCUGAGACAGUUCAUCAGGAAGCACAUCAAGUUGGGAGAGUACUUCCAUGAGCUCUUGCUGUCGAAGCCGGAGUUGUUCAGCGUAACUACCGAGCCGGCGUUUGGACUCGUCACUUUCCAGGUUAAGCCAAACAUGGCUUCGGGGGCGGCGAAGGCGGCGAAUCAGGCUGACCCGUCGCACGAGGCACUGCAGAACGACUUCCACACGGAUGCUGAGGCGCAGUACAAGGAGAUGGUCAAUCAGAAGACGAAGGAGGUUUACGAGAAGAUCAACAGCAAGGGCGAUUUCUUCCUGACAAGCACGGUUGUGGGUGGACUGUAUGUUAUCAGAGUGGUCAGUGCGACGAUCAAGAGUGAGGAGAAGUGGAUGAAGCAGAUAUUUGAUGAGUUGGUGGAGGCUGCGGAUGGCAAGGGCGAUGUAAAGGUAGCUUGA
Molecule: messenger RNA, 1569 nt
Organism: Alternaria viburni
Lineage: Eukaryota; Fungi; Ascomycota; Dothideomycetes; Pleosporales; Pleosporaceae
Exons: 2
Coding region: 1-1569 (522 amino acids)
Biological process (GO): amino acid metabolic process
Molecular function (GO): carboxy-lyase activity; pyridoxal phosphate binding
Source: RefSeq, a predicted model, not a curated record